Messenger RNA from Rhipicephalus sanguineus (brown dog tick), 9146 nucleotides. It is a transcript of the gene Atg1, whose product is annotated as serine/threonine-protein kinase unc-51-like. Gene Ontology annotation, biological process: peptidyl-serine phosphorylation; axon extension; protein autophosphorylation. Gene Ontology annotation, cellular component: cytoplasm; autophagosome. Gene Ontology annotation, molecular function: ATP binding; protein serine/threonine kinase activity. NCBI's taxonomy places the organism in Eukaryota, Metazoa, Arthropoda, Arachnida, Ixodida, Ixodidae. The record is from RefSeq and is a predicted model, not a curated record.
GGAUGAAAGAGUGUGCUGCGGUCGUGUGGGAUUCGCGCAGUGAUGUGAAUCAUGGCUCCUCCAGUGGAGAUUCGUGUGUGAUCGUCGUCGCGUCGAUUAGCUCCUGUGUUUGUAGCCGCUACGGUGUUGUGCUGGUCGCAAAAGCAGAAAACUGUGCCACCUUUCUCGGCUCUUUGCGAUAAGUAGUAAAGAACCGUGUACGAUAUAAAUGAAUUGCGAAGCGAGUGCGAAGGAAGGACGGGUUACGUGAGCACCAUUGUCACAGCCUGCGCUUUGCCCGUGUCGCAGCGCUUUGUGGUCGAACUACGAGCCGCUAUGGUGUCGUCGUAGCGUCUUGCGUCCGCGAUUGAUGCGGCAGCGACGAUGGGCAUCGGAUACGCGAGCGUCGGCUGCUGCUCUAGGCCUAACAAAGCUCUCUGCGUCGGACAAAGGCGUACUCCUCUGACAGCUGACUGCGAGCAGCGACGAGUCUGACGCGUCGGGAACGCGCCCAGCCCCUGCACACCAUGGAGACUGUGGGAGAGUUCGAGUACAACACCAAGGAUUUGAUCGGCCACGGCGCCUUCGCGGUCGUCCAAGGCCGCUACAAGGCGAAACCGGAGCUGCCGGUGGCCAUCAAGAGCAUCACCAAGAAGAACCUGGCAAAAUCGCAGAAUCUCCUCGGCAAGGAAAUAAAAAUUCUCAAGGAGCUGUCCGAGCUGCAUCACGAAAACGUGGUCGCCCUGCUCGACUGCAAGGAAACCGCCCACCAUGUCCAUCUCGUCAUGGAGUACUGCAAUGGAGGAGACUUGGCCGAGUAUCUCUUGGAGAAAGGCACGCUGAGUGAGACUACCAUCCGCCUUUUCCUGAGGCAAAUUGCUGGUGCCAUGCGAGCGCUCAACGCCAAGGGCAUCGUGCACCGAGACCUGAAGCCGCAGAACAUCCUGCUCUGUCACGGGCCACGGCCCAAGCCGGCACCGGCGGACAUCACGCUCAAGAUCGCAGACUUCGGCUUUGCGCGGUUUCUCCAGGACGGCGUCAUGGCGGCCACGCUGUGCGGCUCGCCUAUGUACAUGGCGCCCGAGGUGAUCAUGUCCCUCCAGUACGAUGCCAAGGCCGACCUCUGGAGCAUCGGCACCAUUGUGUUCCAGUGUCUCACAGGCACUGCACCGUUCAAGGCUCAAACCCCUCAGGCCCUGAAGCAGUUCUACGAGAAAGCAACAAACCUAGCUCCCAGGAUACCAUCGGGAACGUCUCGUGAACUGCACGAUCUUCUGAGCAGGCUCCUCAAAAAGAACGCAAAGGACAGAAUGGAUUUUGAUGAGUUCUUCUCACACCCAUUCUUGAAAACUGUGGCCAAACUGAGCUCUCCCAUGCCUGUGCCAUCGAGACGCUCUGCGUCUCCUCCCGACGUGGGUGGUGGUGCAGUGGCCCCUCCUGCGGGGGGCUGGGGCUCCCCCAUGUCGGGACAGCUUCCCCCGUCCCCUCAGGGCUGGUGCGGGGAAGACCUGGGGGGCUCGGGGGCAACGCAGGCAGCUGCCCUCAAGAGUGCCUCAUCGUCCUCCUCGCCUGAAGAUCAGGACUUUGUCAUCGUCCCAGCUUCAAUUGGAGAAGAUCAGCAAAGCAGUGGCGCGGCAGGUGCUCGGUGGCCUUCCGAGGACUCGGGCAGCACCCCAGCCAAGAAGAUGGCCUCGGGAGGCAAUGUGCCGGCCUCGCCAACGAGCCACGAGGGUUCCCCCAGACCUUCCUUCUUGCCUGUACAGCAACAGCAACAGCAGCAAAUGAUGCAGCAGCAACAGCCAUCCCAUCAGCCGCAGCCGAGAGCUCCGUGCGGCCCGCGGACAGAACCGAUUCCAGUUCCGUCGCAGAAGCGGGCCUUUGAGCAGAUGCAGCGCAGUGGAGGCAGCAGCGGUGGUGGUGGUGGUGGAGCCGCAGCGACUGCAGCAAUGCCUUCUGAAGGAGCUGCAGUCGCCCAACGACGGAUGCAACUGGAGCGGAAGGACUCGCUGGGGUCGAACUCGAGCGACCUAGGGCGCAGGACGCCAGAUUUCUCCAACCUGUCCCCUCCUUCAGUGCAAUUCCACAUCGGGACUCCGCCCGGGGGUGGUCGUCGGCGCCACCUGAGUGGAGGAACCCCGCCGAGGGUCAGGCACUCCAUACCCAUCGCCACCUCAGGCUCUCCCCUUCGGCGACACUAUUGUGGCAUGGCCAACGUGAACCAGCUGGCGAUGUUGAACGGCAACCCUCAGCAGCUGCCCCCCAUCCUUGGGUCGCCGCUGGGCGGUCGGGAGGGUGACCCCGGUGUCGGCUUCAACCUCAACGCCAUCCGGAAUACAGCCUUGGCCACCCGAGCCAUGACGCUGCCGGAGAUGCGUAGAGAUGGCAGUGGAGGAUCGGACCAACUGGACGGUGGUCUCCACAAGUCGGGUAGUGCUGGAGGCAGGCUAUACGACCAUGGGGCGUUAUUCCGGGGAGCCAACCUGGUCUCGGAGCAGGCGGCACUCGGUUCGUACAGCCCGCCGGGCAGCGUGGGUGCAUUCUUUUCGGGCAGUGGUGACUGGCCGGGGGGCCGGCUGGGUUCUCCCGGUGCCACGGCAGUGGCCCCAUGCUGCUUCCCUUUCGGCACUUCCCCACCCACGAGCGAGCCGCCAAACUUCGUGCCACCCCCCGAACUGCCCCAAGAGACCCUCUUGGAUCGGGAGCACAACGAGACCCUGGCGAAGCUGCACUUCAUCGAUGCCCUGGUGGGAUGCAUCGUCGAGCUGGCACGAUCCAAGGCGGAGCCACUGGCCGCUGCCUUGACAGAGUCCAUGUACUGGCGGCAGUGCUGUUCGUCUCCCGAGGAGCAGGUGGCCCGUGCGCUCGGUGAGGGCCAUCGGCGGGCCGAGCAGUUGGUGCUGUACGUCCGGGCCGUGCAGCUCCUGGCAUCGGCGCUCAACUUGGCCCGCGACCAAGUGGCCCAGAGGCGGCUCAGGGCGUCGUCCAGUGUGCGGCAACUCCUGCGCAACAUGCAGCAGACCUUGCACCGCUGCAUGGACUGCUGCCGACGGCUGUCCCAGCAGGGGGUGCUGCAGGCCUCGGCCUCGACCACCUCGGUGCCCCCCCUGACGGCUGAUCGGCUGCUCUACAACUACGCCAUCGACAUGUGCCAGACGGCUGCCAUGGGUGAGCUGUACGUUCACACGGACGAUUACAAUGGUGUCCUGGACGGCACGUCGAGUGAACACAGCCGCGAAGCAGUCACCAGUACCCUCACCGAGUGCUUUCGGCGCUACCAGACGGCCCAGAUCUUGCUGCACAGUUUGGCACAGCAAGUGGAGAACGAUGACGACAGGGCAUUGCUCAACCGAUACAAGGACGCAGUGGAGAAGCGGCUCUACGUACUCCAGAGCGAAGGCCUCGUGUGCGCCUACGACUCCACCUGUUGAGGAAGAAGCGCGCACCAUUCCUCAGAGCACCCACCCUUGUGUCAGCCCCUCCUCUCCAACGUCAUGGUGUGUUCUGUGCUGCUGCUGCCUGUCCCGACCAGUGCUGUGCCUGAUGGUGGUGGCUAUGGAUGGACCUUGCGACCUUGUUCAUUUCUUGAUUAGUUUCAUCGUCUCCCUCCAAGCUUCCUCUGUGUCUUCUUUCUUUUUUUUUUUCAACGACUGUUUUCAUUGUUGCGAGAGCAGAGCUUUUCUUCGUGGACUUUGACAAAGCCACCACUCACUCGUGACUCGUCCGUGACUGUUCCUUUGUCAUUUCUGCAUUCUUCAUUUGUCAUCUUAGCAACAAAAAAGGAAAAAAAAAAGAAAAUUUGCUGCACAACUUUCAGUUUCUUUUACGCUUCGGCGGUUCCUUUAUUUCUGUGGCACACCGCCCUUGGACCCCGUAUUCCGCACCGUAUUGUUUCGGUAGCGAGAUCCCCGACAAAAUAAGACGGGCCACAAACGGGCAAGAGCCGUCUUUUCUUUCUCACCUUCUGCGUUUGCAGUACAAGACCUCUAAAAGUUGCGUAAGAGCUGCUCACCUAAGGUGUUGGCACCUAAGCAACUUUUCCUGGUAAUGCUAUUAUAAGGAUGUCAUCGAACACAUGUACAACUUCUGCAAACACCUGUUGGCCUCCCACUUUUGUUGCCGAGCUGAAAUAACAAAUUUUACUAUUUAACACGCUUAGACGGGCAAGCUAGUUGCACCGGUUAACGUGCAAACGAGCACAUCAGUCUGCUUAGCCACUGUACGCACCAAUUACACAUUUAAUAUUCUCUAUUCUUACAACAUGUCUUUUCCUAAACUCAAUCCCAUGGUUGUUCGCUUGCAACACGGUUCAUUUUGCUCUUUCAGCCGUUCUCAGUGUUUACUUUGCAAUCGGAUAGUUUGCAAAGUACCGACCCUCUGUUGGUGCCUGGUACCGCUGUUAGGCCUUGCUGCAAUAGUAGAAAGCGGGCCUCUUGCAAGCCCUGUGGCUGCCAAGUCGAGGCUGUGCACCUGAGGCACAUGUGUCUUGUCUUCUCACAGCACCUUGUCUUCUGACUGGCUUCCAUCUCGGAGCCUACCCCUCCCCCCCCUCCUAAUUUAUUUACCGCGCCUAAGUUUUUCUCAAACCCGAGAGAGAGCUGUUCCAAGGAAGUUGUGAUAUCAAAAACCCUCACCUGCAUGCGGCAAAAGAGGUGGAUCGCAUCCGGCGAUUGACGACAUUCUGUGGAGAAAGAAAAAGUGUUGCGCCUUUUGAAACUUGCUUUUGUCACGUGGAAAUAAUUGCCCACCAUUUUUGCAUGAACUCACUUUCUAACACUUUGUGUUGCUAGUGCUCAGUGUCUGCAUAAGUGACGUGUCCCAUUUUGUGUUAUGUCAAACCUCAAUACAACGAAUGCGGAUAUAAGGAAUUAUCGGUUAUGGUCUUGCGUCAAUAUAGUGUCACGGUAUGCAAACCUUUAUGAGGAAUUUUCUCGUACAACAAUGCCAUUUUCCUAUCAGACACAUCUCCCAUGUAAUGAGGUUUGACCAACACUGACUCAGCUGCCCCCCCUCCCCCCUUCUCUUCUAAGAAAAAAUAAGUGGGGCUGCAGGUGGUGGUUAUUACUACGGGACAAUAGCAGACCUCAAAAAGAGCGUACUUUUUUUUUUCUUUUUUCUUCAAGAAUGUAUAUGGACCAAGGUGACCAUAGGCGGUGCUUCGAGAUGUCGAUUUUCCCCGCUGCUGUGUCGGUGACUAGUCAGAUUGCCUGAGUGAUGACCGAGAGUGAAUUUCCCUUAAAAAAACGAUUAACGACAGUUGACCUGCUUGGGUUUCAGGCCAAAAGCCAUGAGGAGAGAAAUCGUGCGACAGAGUGUUUGUUCCGCUAACUGGAUGUGUCAACGGGCAUCACUCAUCACGUUUCUUCCGUUCUCAAUUCGUCCGUUUUCCCUCCUGCGCUUGCUGCUGACAGUUGGCUUUCCCGACUAAUGAAUGCCGAUAUGAACAUUAUAAGAACACCACAAGUCUAAACAUUGUUGCCCUCUUCGAAAAAUGUAUUCCACAUUUGAGACCAAGUACCUGAACCAAAGCUUCUUUCACGUGUACCUUUCACGUUGCUGUGGGCCUUUAAUCUUUGGCAACAACUAGACCUUGCCUUUUUACGCCUGAUAUGUUCAUUAUCACAUUUUUUUAAAAUGAAAGCACAAUUUCAUGCUUCUGUUGGGAGCUUGAGGCACAUGCUCGCAUUUUUCAUGUUAAUGCCACGGUGCAUUGUGAUCGCAGCAUUUUAAGGCCCACAAGUUUUUGAUGCAGUUCUUUUUUGUCGGCUCCUUUCGUAGCCUUCUUGAGCAGCUCCGAGCCCUUCGGCAGCACCUCAUGGCUUUUGGCACUGUCGAACCUGUGACUGAAGUGAGGAUGUGGUGUGGAAGUUAUUACCAUGUUUAGCGAGUUCGUUUGUCAGAAAUAACCUUUUUUUUUGUGUUUCCUCGUUUUUACGAUGCUCUGCUGCGGUACGGUUGCACUGUCGAGGCGUACGAUGGUAUCGGCAAUAAUCGUGUGCCUCGUAGGAGCGACAUCAAAGCAGUUUGCACACUUGGUUUUUCUCAGCUGUUUAUCCUUCGUACCCCAAUUCUGCAUGUCAUGCUAAUUGUAACGAAUGUUUUUAUAGGGCGUGCAUCAUAAAUGGUUAGUAGCUGGAGACUUGGCAGAACAUUGUAGUGUGUCAUGACAAUCCUGGCCAUUCGGUCGGUCGGGUUUACUUGUAUGUGUCUGGGGUGCUGUAUGCAUGUUGCUUCUUGAAAGCACUUGACCAGAGUACAGACAAGAUCACAUGAGAAAAGAUAAUGACGCAUCCUAGGAGAUAGUGAGCUUUUUCAGUGCCCUGCAGUGUUCCCGCGAAUGCAAGGUACUGCGAAGGCUUUCCAGGCUGUCGUUUUCUUAUUCUGACAGCUGGCAGAGCCCUGCUUUUACCGACAGUGCUGGGAAGAUCUUUCUUUUUUUCCCUUACUUAUAAUGCUUGAAAGGAGAGAGACCAACUUUAUUUAAGGAUGACAUGCUCGUAGCAUCGUUGUAAGCUGAAUUGUGGUUGAGGAAAAUUGCUUCGGGCACACUUCACAAGGAGUUGCCAGAGUGUGACACGCCCUACAAACGUUUGGGGCUGAUGUAAGACAUUGUGUUGUAUAUUAUUCACGCUCUCAUAUCUACAUCAUCGUGUAUCGAGCAAAAAAGCGAGAAAAAAAAAAAAAAAGUUCCGCUUGCGGAACCUUGAGCCUUUUUUAUCAUUCAUUCGUGCCACUACUCUUGUCCACUGCAUGCUUUGGCUCACGGGCGUAUGUGGUUUCGGAAUGGUUGUGUAGCAGAAAUACCAAAGUGUGCAAACAGUGAAAUGUACUGUAUAGUGUGCCUGAUUAGCUAAUUCUGGUGGUAGACCUGUUUUUCGUUUUAAAACGGUCUUGCCACUGGCAUGUUUGGCUGCGUAACUAGUGUGCAUAGGUGUGUAGGCACAUCCCAGCAAUUGAUGCCUUGGGGACGGAGUUCCAUUUCUGUGUAGGUGGACCGUGACGGGCUAUUGUAGCGUGGCAUCUUGGAAAAAGUUCGUAGAAAAGCUGUGUACUCUGUACUGGUAGUGGUGUUCCUAUGUUGCGAAGUUUUUGAACUUGCCAAUGUCUCUUGUAAAGGCUUUAGGAUGAUGUUUGUUAGGCUGUACUUUAGUUCACACUAGCCUUCUGUACAUCGUAGGUAACUUUGUGUGCAAGCGCUCCAUAAGCCCGAUAGAGCUGUCGUUCCUGUAGUUACAAAUCGGUGGGUCACUUAUAGCUGUUUUCUUUUUGUUGCGGUUUUAAUUUUUUUUAACGUUCACGUCCCCAUUAUGAUUUUAAUGUGGAGGUCACCAGAGGUGUGUUUUUCAUGUCUGUGUGUGAUGGCCUUGUGUGUGUAAGCCAUUUCAUGACAUAGCUUGAUGCUUACGGAAGCAGCACGAUUUCAUGGUAGGCGGGUACUUUUAUAGAAAAGACGGGAAAACAAGCAAAAAAACAAAAAAAGCUGUAGUCUCUUUGUUUGUGAAUGUCUUGGAAAAGAGUGUUGUGAUAUUUACUCGUUGCUGCUAUACAUACAACUAUAAAUAACGCGCCUGGUUGUGCUACACACAAAUAGAGCCAUAGGUGAUGCUGAACGUAGAUGAAUCCUUGCUGUACAGCUUUUCUCCUCUUUGCAUUCAAAACUAUGCUUGCCAUGCGCGGGCCAGUUGGAACAUGCAUGCACGGUAGACGUGUUGACAGUGCUUCAUUGCGGAUGGGUCUCCGUUAUUCACAAGGCCAGCCCCUUUUCCUAAUGGGCAUUUACUUUCUACAUGCUGGUUCAUAGCUAGAAGUUUUGCCCAUUAAGCGACAUUCUAAACUAGUGCAGAUAAUGAAAGGUACUAUGUCUUUGAUUUUCUUGCUCUGAGAACUCCAAUUGGCGAAAGUUGCCUCGCUAGAAAGCCCACCUCUACUGAGCUUAUUGGGAUUAUUCUUUUAGCUAUUUGUUGCUCAAGGGUCUGGUGUCUAGUAUACAAAAGUGUCUGAGACAGCAGCUGGUUACAUUUUACCACUGAAAACUUCAUUCCCACAAGAAAAGUUCUUGCUGGUCAACAUUCUCACCAGUGAAGUUAACAGCAAUGAAGCAACAAUGAAGUUGACUUGCAUUAUGGGAUACAAUACUUCAUAAACUGGUAAUAGUGCAAGACGCUUGUGGAUUCCACCUGACCUUAGCGUGUGCAUUCAAAGCUAUUGUGUACCUUGGCUGCUUUGGAAAUUUUAUUUGCUCAUUGGCUGGUGCUGGGGUUAAGGAAGCACUAACUCAGAGUGUCAUUUUUCUUUCAGCAGCACUUUAAGUGUUAUAGUCUGCGAACAAAAUUCAAUUUGGGAACUGUUGGCAGUUCACCUCGCUCCUCCACAGAAUAGCAGAUGUGAUUUUUAAGGUGUUAUCUGCCAGUCUGGGCUGUACCCGAGUACUCUGGCUGCCUCCUCAUGCCCACUGAUGCCUACUCUGAUGCAAGUGCAUUUAUAGAGAGCAUUGCAUAUACCUAAUUUGUGCUUUUUCCGUUCAAUGAACUCUAUUCGGACGCAGGCAUGUGGCUGGCCUUAGUGAGUAACUGUUCAACGCAGUUCAUUGGAAAGCAAAGGGAGAAUGAGCGAAUGACGUCAUGGUUUGGUUGAGGAAAGACGUGCAGACAUUCAUUGUGCGUUUAACUGUACAUAGCUGUGUAUACACGCGACUAUUCUUUUUUUUUUUGUUUAGUUUUUAGGAUGUCUGUAUAUAGGCUUUGUUGGCUGCCAUGUGAAAACAAAAUAUAAGUGGGGUAAAAUAAUUUAAAAAAAUCCCUUUGCGCUUCGGCACUGGACUGAUCAGUGCGCUUCAUGGGGACAAGCUUACGUGCAACAUACACAUCUGCUGGGCAGUUUGUAUCUGUAUAUUUUGGUUCGUUUUAGUUACUUUUGUCAUAGCGUGUGCUUGUUUUAGUGACUGUGCAACUUCCUGAAGAUGUUGCAAACUGAACUGUAGUGUGCCUGUAUACUGUGCGAGUUUUAUUUUCAUUUACUUUUGUUCCUUUAGUUUCCUUCGAAUGUGCGCCCAUGCACUUUGAAAUAUACAAAAGAAAGAAAAGAAAAAAGCUGGAAAAGCUUAAAAUUUCUCCUUUUUCUUUUUACCUUGUACAGCUGUUUGUAAUAAAGAGUUUUUCCGCUACCUGUAA